Messenger RNA from Hibiscus syriacus, 923 nucleotides. RefSeq lists its product as uncharacterized. The coding region runs from base 30 to 761 and encodes 243 amino acids. Gene Ontology annotation, cellular component: membrane. NCBI's taxonomy places the organism in Eukaryota, Viridiplantae, Streptophyta, Magnoliopsida, Malvales, Malvaceae. The record is from RefSeq and is a predicted model, not a curated record. The transcript has 2 exons.
AGUAACACAUUGUAGUGCAAGGAAAAAAAAUGAAGGUAGGGAGGUGGAUCAAAGUAGGGGCUUUGGUGGUUGUAAUUGCCAUAGCCAAGCAAUACGGAGGCGCAUUGGGACUGGACAAAGACGCCGCUCUCCACUAUUUCCAGCAAUGGUCGGACCGAUUAGGGAUUUGGGCCAUCCCUCUUUACGUUUCCCUCCACACCCUCUCCAUUUCCCUCUGCUUGCCCUACGCCGUCUUCUUCGAGGCCGGCGCUUCUUUGCUCUUCGGGUUCUUCCCCGCCGUACUCUGCGUCUUUUCCGCUAAGCUUAUGGGGGCUUCCCUCUCUUUCUGGAUUGGCAGGCUGGUUUUCAAAAGUUCAUCUUCUGCAAAGAACUGGGUCCAUAGCAAUAAAUACUUCCAUAUCCUUUCUCGUGGUGUCGAACGUGAUGGUUGGAGAUUUGUCAUUCUUGCACGUUUCUCUCCCAUCCCUUCGUAUGUCAUUAAUUAUGCUCUAGCUGCCACAAAUGUUAGGUUCAUACUGGAUUUUCUGCUUCCUACUGUUAUUGGUGGUAUCCCGAUGAUCCUGCAGAACACUUCCAUUGGUAGCCUUGCUGGUGCGGCGGUUGCGUCAGCAUCUGGCUCUCAGAAAUCAAAGGUUUGGUCUUACGUUUUCCCUUUACUCGGGGUUAUGUCGAGCAUUCUUAUUUCGUUGAGGAUCAAAAAGUAUUCCAGUGAUAUUAGGCUGGCCGAAUCUUCUUCUAGUGAUGACACUAGGAGUGAAUAAUGUCGAACCUGUAAUAUUAUCCUGGCCUCGUUCACUGUUCAGAAUCUUGGCCGGGAGAUUUCUAGUUAUUAGUUUGAUAUGAGCUGAAGAAUUUUUUUUUUCACUUGAAAGACUCUGGAACCAACAGAUUUCUGAGAAACUUAAUCGAAGACUCAUAGUUUU